UACAGAUCCAAACCAAUCCAAGUCAAGGCAUGUCCAGGACAUUUCUACAUCUACAAACUUGUACGGCCAAGUCUAUUAAUGCCAAUGCCUACAUAUACUGCAGUUGCUUUAAACAGUCCCGUCUAUGACCCCUGCACUAACUACACUUCACUGGAUCAGCCCUGGAGAGCCAGUAAUGAAACUCGGUUGGGAAUCUGUGAUGCUGAUUUCAACUGGAACGGCUGGUACCGGCUGUUCUAUUAUGGGAUGGACAUUCGUAUGGCAGAGAGCUGCAUUCCUACAUCCAGAUGUGGGACUGAUUACACUCUGUGGCUCAACGGUCCUCAUCCUCAGAUAGAGGAUGGAGUGGUCACUCGCCAGGCCUGUGGGAAUGGAGGAAGUGACUGCUGCUACUACAAAGCCGCUCUAAUUCAUGUUAAAGCAUGUCCAGGCAAUUACUAUGUGUACGAAUUGUUUAAGCCUUCUGCCUGCAAUAUGACUUACUGUGCAGAUGCCAACACUACGACUCCAACACCUGCCUCACCAACUGAGGACAGUGUACAAUCAGAUACGACCAUAACACCCACUACAAACAACUUCACAUUCGACCCCUGCUACAACUACAGUGUCCUUGAUAACAACUGGAGAAGCACCAAGAGCUACAGCUACAAAGGUCGUGAUGACACUCUUGUUAAAUGGAAUGGCUGGUAUCGGCUGUAUCUUCAGGGAGUGAGCGCUCAGAUGUCUGAGUGGUGUAUGAGCUACAUGACAUGUGGUGGUUACACACCACUUUCGCUCGGUGGUUCUCAUCCACAGCCAGAGGAUGGCAUUGUCACUCGGGAAGUCUACGGAUCCAGUGGCAGCCAGUGCACAGCCUACAGAUCCAAACCAAUCCAAGUAAAAGCCUGUCCAGGAGAUUACUACGUCUAUAAAUUUGUCAAGCCAGACAUUUCCAUCCCGAUGCCUUCUUACUGCGCUGUUACUGUUAACCACCCAAAUUAUGAUCCAUGCAAUAAUUACACUGCUUUGGAUCAACCCUGGAGAGCUAAUAAUGUGAGUGGUUUUGGCAUUGUUGAUGACAUCUUCAAGUGGAAUGGCUGGUACAGGUUACUGUUUUAUGGAAACAACAUCCGUAUGGCAGAGAGCUGUGUCCCAACAUACAGAUGUAGUGGUCGUUACACUCUGUGGCUCAAUGGUCCUCAUCCUCAGAUAGAGGAUGGAGUGGUCACUCGCCAGGUCUGUGGGAAUCAAGAUAGUAACUGCUAUCGUUUGAAAAGUCUCACAAUUCAGGUGAAAGCAUGCCCGGGCAACUUUUAUGUGUACGAGUUUGUCCGCCCAGGUGCCUAUGAUAUGGUUUACUGUUCAGACUCCAGCUCUAUAACACCAGCCUCAGUUCCAGUCACCAAUGAAGACUUCAACAUGAACAUGACCCCUGACCCCUGUAACAACUACACUGUUCUCAAUGACUCAUGGAGAACCACAUACAGAAGCUACGGCUAUGAGAGUUAUGAUGACACUACUGUCAAUUGGAAUGGCUGGUAUCGGCUGUAUCUCCAGGGAAAGAGCGCUCAGCUUUCAGAAGCUUGUUUGGGCUACAUAUCAUGUGGUGGUUACACCCCACUUAUGCUUAACGAGUCUCAUCCACUAAUACAAGACGGCAUAGUAACCAGAGAAGUUUAUGGGGCAUACUACAGCGAAUGCCGCUACUACAAGUCCAACCCAAUCCAAGUCAAAGCGUGUCCAGGACAUUACUAUGUCUACAAACUUGUCAAGCCAAAUGUAUCAAUCCCGAUGCCUACAUACUGUGCAGCUGCUUUUGAUAAACCCACUUAUGACCCCUGCACUAACUACACUUCUCUGGAUCAACCAUGGAGAGCCACUAAUGCAAUUGGACUAAAAAUUUAUGAUGGUCAUUUCACCUGGAACGGCUGGUACCGGAUGUUCAAUUAUGGGAUGGACAUCCGAAUGGCAGAGAGCUGCGUUAAUGUGUCCAAAUGUGGUACUUACUACACUCUGUGGCUCAAUGGUCCUCAUCCUCAGAUAGAGGAUGGAGUGAUUGCUCGUCAGGUCUGCGGGAACUCGGGAUCCAGAUGCUGUUUCUUCCAAUUCUUUGCAAUUCAAGUGAAAGCAUGUCCAAACAACUACUAUGUCUAUGAGAUUUACAAUCCAUACUAUUACUUCGGUAACAGCUACUAUUACUACUACUACUCCAACCGUCACUUAUACUAUAAUUCUGCUAUGGCUUAUUGUACAGAUAGCAGCACCAUAACCCCUACUCUUGCCCCAGUAAUCGCAGAUACUGGAUCCAGAGUGACGAUGCCAAUCACACCGACUAGCAACAAUUUUGAUCCUUGUUACAACUACACUGCUCUUAAUGACUACAGGAGGGGCAUUACCAGUUCCUAUAGUGGUCAUGGUAAUGAUGACACCCUUAUUCAGUGGAAUGGCUGGUAUCGGCUGUAUCUCCAGGGAAAAAGUGCUCAGUUGUCUGAGUGGUGUGUGAGCGACGUUUCGUGUGGUGGUUACACUCCACUUAUACUAGGUGGCACUCAUCCAAAGAUACAAGAUGGCAUUGUUACAAGAGACAUUCAUGUAUUCUCCGACGGAAACUGCAAUUAUUUCUCCAGAUCCAGCCCAAUCCAAGUGAAGGCCUGUCCAGGACAGUACUACGUCUAUAAACUUGUUAAGCCAUAUAUAUCAAUUCCUUUGCCUGGAUAUUGUACAGCGUCCUUCACUUACCCAACUACUGACCCCUGCAAUAACUACAAUGUUUUGAAUGAUAUAUAUCGAGCAACAAGCAGUACAAACGAAAUAUAUCAGUGGUCAUUGUUUAGACGGUGCGACACCGAUAACGUUUGGAAUGGCUGGUACCGGCUUUCCUAUCAGGGCAAUAAUGCUCGUAUGCCAGAAUCAUGUGUUAGUCCAGGGAGAUGUGAAAGUAAUGCCCCUCUUUGGCUCAAUGGUGGUCACCCACGACUGGAAGAUGGAAUAGUCACUCGGCAAGUGUGUGGGAGCACAUACCAAGACUGCUGUUAUUACAAAUCCUAUCCCAUUCAAGUGAAGGCUUGUCCAGGAAAUUAUUACGUAUAUGAGUUUAUCAGACCACUCACCUGUGCAGUGUACUGUAUAGAUGUGGCCAGCAUUACCUCAAUUUCUGCUCCAGGGAUCUUGCAAACAACAACAUCCAUGACUGUGGCCACCACUACAGCUACAAAGAGCACUACCACUGGACUAAAUCCACAUGAGGCUACUACUCUACAACAAAGCUUUACCACAGGUGUUAAUAGCAUUACCCCACCUACCACUCCAGUACAUUCAGAAACAGCAAUCGUAGAGUCCACAGCUGUGUACGCCACUACCACUACAGAGAGCACUACCACUGAUGUGAAUCUACAUGAGGCCACUACUGUACAACAAAGCUUUACUACAGAUGUUUACAGCAUUGCCCCACCUACCACUCCUAAAAACGCAGAAACAACAGCAAUCAUAAAGUCUACAGCCGUGGACACCACUACCACUACAGAGAGCACUACCACAGAGAUCACUACCACAGAGAUCAAUCUACAUGAAGCUUCUACUGUAGAAAGAAUCUUUACCACAGAAACAAGUACAACCAAGAUCAAACGAAUUGGUAAUACCACUUCAGGAUUUAAUGCUACCACAGCCCAUUUGUACACUUGCAUGAAGCUGAACUGCACUGUGGAUGAGUGGUGUGGGGAGAAAGAUGGACUCUAUGGUUGCUUCUGUAAUGAAAGUCAUUCUAGAUCAAGGCCUGAAGUUUACGACUCCAGAGAAACCUGUGAGAGCAGCUCUGGCACCAUGUCUCUGUCCCGCUGUCAGCUCUUUGAAGCUGGUUUCCCUGCACACGUCCUGCACCUGAGUGACCCCAGGUGCAGAGGAACUCUCCAAAACGGCAGACUGGUGUUCCACUUUGAUAAUGAUGACCACAUCUGUGGCACAAACCUCACGGCCAACGGCACACACUUCAUCUACGAGAACUCUAUCCAGGGGGUGGUAGACUCAGCACAUGGCCCCAUCAAUAGACAGAAACAUCUGGAACUGCAAUUCUCCUGUGUUUAUCAGCUCAGACAGACACUCACCAUGGAAACGACACUCUAUGCUUUGCACAGUAUGGUUCACAAAACCCUUCCAAGUGGUCAGGGGAUGUACCGGGUCAGGAUGAUUCCCUAUCAGGAUGCUGCCUUCACCCAUCCUUACAAUGGCAGUGUGAACAUAGUGGUGGAUCAGCGGAUCUAUGUGGAAGUGGCUGUUCAGGGGGUGGACAGCCGCCAGAUCGCCACAGUGAUAGAUUCAUGUUGGGCCAGUCCUGUGAAUGACCAGACUUUCGCUGUCCGCUGGGACCUCAUCAUCAAUGAGUGUCCUAAUCCAGAUGACGGCACAGUUGAAGUUCUUCAGAAUGGUGUCUCCACUACUGGCCAUUUCUCCUUCAAGAUGUUCUCAUUUAAUGGCAACUACUCCAAAGUUUUCCUUCACUGUGCCAUUCACCUUUGCCUUUACCAGGGCAACAACUGUGCAGCACACUGUUUCCCUGGACACCAUCACAGAGUUAGACGAUCUCUGGACAUCCAUGACACUGCCUCCAUCUCUGUUGGGCCUUUUGUCUGGACUGCUGGAAGCAGAGGUGUCUAGAUUCUAGAGGCGAUGAAGCUGUGGCAGAUCCAUCUCCAAAACACAUACAGACAUGUUCAAACACUUUUAUACCCUUUUAUUUUAUCAAAAAGAAUGCCUGAUUAAUCCUGAGACAUUUUCACAUUAAAAGAUCUUCAUCCUUACAUGAAGCUUCAGAUUAUCAAGUUAUCGGCCCUUAGGCACAAAUAUUUGGUGGGCGCCCAACAUUUUUCCUGUAACUUGGGUGGCUGGCGAUCUUAUAUUUGGCUUUUGAAAUGAGCGUCCUCCACUCUUGGGUCUCACUUUUAAAGACUGCCAGUUGAGAAUUGUACAAAUCUCACUCCUACAUACAGACUUCUCUUCAAAAGCUUUGCUAAGGGUCCCAAUAUUUUUGUCCAUACCUGGAGAAGUAUCAGGUCUCACUUUUACACACCCCCAAGCACAUCUUUUGUAUAUCUGGAGUUUAACAAUGAGUAAGGGUACCAAUACUUUUGACCUUUUAUAUUCAUUAUUAAUGAAAUUUCCCACAACUCUGUUUUAUAUUCUUUCAAAGAAUAUGCUUAGUGCUGCACUAUAUGAA
Messenger RNA from Colossoma macropomum (tambaqui), 5188 nucleotides. RefSeq lists its product as uncharacterized. Bases 79 to 4629 code for a protein of 1516 amino acids. The record is from RefSeq and is a predicted model, not a curated record. NCBI's taxonomy places the organism in Eukaryota, Metazoa, Chordata, Actinopteri, Characiformes, Serrasalmidae. The transcript has 25 exons.